AUGGCUGUUGGGUUCUUUGAUGUCCUCUCGGGCCUAUUCGGCUGGGUUUACACGCUGUGCUGGUCGCUGUCCUUCUACCCACAGCCGCUGCUCAACUUCAGUCGGAAGUCUACGUCCGGCACCACCGUCGACUUCCCGCUCAUCAACUGCCUGGGUUUCCUGUCCUACCUCAUCUCCAACCUCGCCUUCUACUACAGCCCCGUAGUACGCGAGCAGUACGCGGCACGGCACGAUGGCCACACGCCAGCCGUGGCCUUCAACGACAUCGUCUUCGCGGCGCACGCGCUGCUCCUCUCGGUGAUCACGACGUCGCAGUACUUCCUCCCGGGAACGUGGGGGUUCACGCCGUCGGCGGGCAACCGGCCGAGCCGGUUCAUCACGGGCACGGCGCUGGGUUGCACGGCCGGGGUGUUGGCGGUGGUGGUCCUGAUCGCGGGGGUGUCGGAGUCGCCGAGCGGCUCGGUCGGGGCGGCGACGUCGUGGUGCUGGCUGGACGCCGUGUACGCGGUGGGCUACGUGAAGCUGUGGAUCACGCUCAUCAAGUACACGCCUCAGGUGGUCGCCAACUUCCGCAACAAGAGCACGGUCGGCUGGAGCAUCUGGCAGAUCCUGCUGGACUUCUCGGGUGGCGUGCUGAGCAUCGCGCAGCUCGUCAUCGACAGCUCGCUGCAGGGCGACUGGAGCGGCGUCACCGGGAACCCCGUCAAGUUCGCCCUCGGCAACGUCUCCAUGGUGUACGACCUCGUCUUCUUCGCGCAGCACUACGUCCUGUACCGCGGCAACGACGGCGGAAAGCACGGCGAGAGGGAGGCCCUGCUGGAGAAUGGGGAGACGCACGGGCGGAUAGAUUGA
Messenger RNA from Diaporthe citri, 852 nucleotides. RefSeq lists its product as uncharacterized. The record is from RefSeq and is a predicted model, not a curated record. Gene Ontology annotation, molecular function: L-cystine transmembrane transporter activity. The coding region runs from base 1 to 852 and encodes 283 amino acids. Gene Ontology annotation, biological process: L-cystine transport. Lineage: Eukaryota; Fungi; Ascomycota; Sordariomycetes; Diaporthales; Diaporthaceae. The transcript has 2 exons. Gene Ontology annotation, cellular component: vacuolar membrane; fungal-type vacuole.